GUGACAGAAAGAAUUCCUUUGCUUUCUUCUUCACUCUCACCUGCAAAACGAGCGAAGGAUCUUGUGAUUUCAAUUUAGAUCUUGUGUGGUCGUAUCAGGUGAGAAAGUAGUAGUAGUAGAAGAAGAAGAAUGACAACAGUGCCAGGACAAUUGAUUUGGGAGAUCGUGAAGAAGAACAACUCUUUCUUGGUAAAAGAGUUCGGAAGGGGCACUCAGAGCGUGCAGUUCAGCAGAGAGCCCAACAAUCUCUACAACCUCAACACUUUCAAGUACUCUGGUUUGGCGAACAAGAAAACCGUCACUAUUCAGCCUGCUGGUAAAGACCAAUCUGUAAUACUGGCCACAACUAAAACAAGGAAACAAAAUAAGCCUGCUUCUUUGCUUCACAAGUCUGUCAUGAAAAAGGAGUUCCGAAGAAUGGCGAAGGCAGUGCAAAAUCAGGUAGCGGAUAACUACUACAGACCUGAUCUGAAAAAGGCAGCUCUGGCAAGGUUGAGCGCUGUCGAUAGGAGUCUGAAAGUUGCAAAGUCUGGAGUUAAGAAGAGAAACAGACAGGCUGUGAAGGUUGCUGGCAGGAAGUGAAUUGAGAAGUGUUAACUUUGCUUUUUACAUUACUACCAUCCUUUUGUAGUUUGUGUUUUAGAACUCAGUUCUAGAUUUUUAUGUUGUCUGGAGAUAUAUGGGUUGAUUUUUUUCUUGAAGUUGUUUAAGAAUGAAGGAUUGAUGUUCAUGUCACAUAAUUUCUACAGGAAGGCUAUGUAUAACUGCAAGAAGACAUUGUUCCUUAAACAUAAAACUGUCAAACUA
Molecule: messenger RNA, 807 nt
Organism: Vigna angularis (adzuki bean)
Lineage: Eukaryota; Viridiplantae; Streptophyta; Magnoliopsida; Fabales; Fabaceae
Product: 60S ribosomal protein L28-2
Exons: 3
Coding region: 130-582 (150 amino acids)
Biological process (GO): translation
Cellular component (GO): cytosolic large ribosomal subunit; ribosome
Molecular function (GO): structural constituent of ribosome
Source: RefSeq, a predicted model, not a curated record